Molecule: messenger RNA, 1611 nt
Organism: Octopus sinensis (East Asian common octopus)
Lineage: Eukaryota; Metazoa; Mollusca; Cephalopoda; Octopoda; Octopodidae
Product: transitional endoplasmic reticulum ATPase-like
Exons: 3
Coding region: 1-1611 (536 amino acids)
Biological process (GO): retrograde protein transport, ER to cytosol; autophagosome maturation; mitotic spindle disassembly
Cellular component (GO): VCP-NPL4-UFD1 AAA ATPase complex; cytosol; nucleus
Molecular function (GO): ATP binding; polyubiquitin modification-dependent protein binding; ATP hydrolysis activity
Source: RefSeq, a predicted model, not a curated record
AUGGAGGAACUGAGCAUUUUCUCGGGAGAUGUGGUGCAGAUAAGACAUGGACUGCGCAACACGAUAAUAUGUGUGGCUUCCAUCGACGAGAAUCCGCCAACAGGGAUGAAUAACGCAGACGAGGACAGUUUGAACGACGUGGGAUAUGAGAACAUUGGGGGGUGCCGUAAACAGUUGGCACAGAUCAAGGAAAUGGUGGAACUGCCUUUAAGACACCCUCAACUCUUCAAGACGAUAGGAGUGAAGCCUCCACGAGGAAUCCUGUUGUAUGGCCCGCCCGGAGUAGGGAAGACGUUGAUUGCUCGGGCAGUGGCCAAUGAGACGGGCGCAUUCUUCUUCCUCAUAAAUGGACCCGAGAUUAUGAGCAAGCUGGCGGGGGAGUCGGAGAGUAAUCUGCGGCGGGCAUUCGAGGAGGCCGAGAAGAAUGCCCCCUCCAUCAUCUUCAUUGACGAGGUGGACGCCAUUGCCCCCAAGAGGGAGAAGACUCACGGGGAAGUGGAGAGGAGAAUCGUGUCCCAACUACUCACAUUGAUGGAUGGACUGAAACAACGCAGUCACGUGAUUGUGAUGGCCGCCACAAACCGACCAAAUAGCAUUGAUUCUGCACUCAGGAGGUUUGGGAGGUUCGACAGAGAAGUCGAUUUGGGAAUCCCCGACACGAACGGGCGACUGGAAAUCCUCCGAAUACACACCAAGAAUAUGAAACUGGGGGCAGAUGUGGACUUGCUGAGGAUUGCCAAUGAGACACACGGACAUGUCGGGUCGGACAUUGCCGCCUUGUGCACUGAGGCCGCACUCCAACAGAUUCGCAAUAAAAUGCACUUGAUUGACCUCGAAGACGACACUUUGGACGCAGAAGUCCUCCAGUUACUCUCCGUCGACCAGGCGGAUUUCCAGUCAGCACUAAUCAGUCAUUCCGUAGGUAUGCCCUGGAGAAGAGCAACCCGAGUGCACUCAGGGAGACCAAAGUCGAAAUCCCGACGGUCACGUGGGAUGACAUUGGAGGGCUUGAUUCUGUCAAACGAGAAUUGCAGGAGCUUGUUCAGGUUGUGUGUUUGUGUCGAGUUGAAGUAUCCGGUGGAAUACCAGGACAAGUUUGCAAAGUAUGGACUGAAUGCCUCGCGGGGAGUCUUGUUUUAUGGACCGCCGGGGUGUGGGAAGACUCUCCUGGCCAAGGCUAUUGCGCACGAGUGUCAGGCCAAUUUCAUUUCCAUCAAAGGACCCGAACUGCUCACAAUGUGGUUUGGGGAGUCGGAGGCAAACGUGCGGGACAUUUUCGAUAAGGCUGCAUUAAAUGUCGACUUUAAUGCGUUGGUCAAGUCCACCGCCGGUUUUUCCGGUGCCGAUAUCACGGAGGUCUGUCAGCGGGCUUGUAAGAUGGCCAUUCGGUUGUCGAUCGAGCAUGAUGUCAAGAUGAAGAACCAGGUGGGUGUCCGUGUUGUAUUUCAGGGAAUCACGGAGUACCAAGACCCCGUCCCCUGCAUCACCAAUGAACAUUUCACCGAAGCGAUGAAGAUGGCCAGGAAGUCCGUGUCCAGUUCUGAAACAAAGAAAUACGAAAUGUUUGCCCACAAAUUUCAGCAUGGGAGAGGAUUUUCGGGGAUGACGUAA